GAAGUUAUGCGUUGGCUAAUAUAUGCAGCUAGGCGCUUCAGUGCUCUUUACCCAUGCUUACAUGCGGGCUUGUCGCGUAGUCGCAAAGCUGGUUGAAGACAACCUUUGGUCAAACGACUGUAUGCUUUAGGUUGCGAAGCACUGACAGCCAUGACAGGCUUCAAGAUUGCCUUGAUUGGGCUGUAGUCAAUACAAGGGCGUGACCAGGGGAAACUAAAGGGUGGGUUACUAGAAGAAUGUUUAAUUUUUUCUAACAAAACUAAACUCAAACACCUUAUCAAUCAAUUACCUAACUUUGACGCAUGUGUCAACCCGAUUCUAAUCAAUCGAGCCUGCAAUGGGUAUAAAAAAAUAAUGGCUCUACAUCUAGUUUUUCUACAGUUUGUCUGUAGUCUUUCUUGUUAUACCAUUGCCAUACCAUACAGUCUGAACAAGGUAAUUAAAAACUAGAGAAAGUAACAAGCCCAAAACAAGUCACAACUUAUUGAUAAUUGGACAGAUACUCUAUGCUUCUAUAAAAAAUGGUUCGUCGACUCUGCCGUCAAUUUUUUCUUUAUUAUAACUUCUACAGGGCAGACUUAGGUUUAUGAUCCAUAAAAGAACAUCACUAUUUAGGCAUUUUGAAUUAUUAAAAUAAAUGAAUUUUUAGCUAAAUCAAAAACAGCGCGUUUCCUGGAUACAAAAUUUUAUCUUUGUAUCAAAAACAAUGGCUACAUACGUGAAGAUACCGUUUAUUAAUGUUAUUGGUAUUGUUUUUACAUUUACGUUGUAUCUGCUCGUAAACUAAACAUUUCUCCACACCCUCAACUGAACGAUUAGCGGAUAUAAUUUAGCGUAAGUGUUUUUUCCCAGGGUUUUGUUGAAAGUUUUGCUGUUUUGGGUGGAGGCAAGAAAACAUGACUUUACUACGCUAAAUCGAUCUCAGUUAUUAAACAUUACAACUCGCAAAGGUCGAUGCAUCAUAUUACAGAAUUUUAGAGUUAUGUUUGAAAUGAAAUUUCCUGAAAAAAUAUCCUACAUUGCACAAGUAUCUUGCACGAGUUUUUUUUUUAUGUCAUUGUUGGUAAUUGUUUAGAAAAUACUUGGUCAAUCAAUGACGUUUAUCCAUUGAGGAAGUCCAUUUUUUACUAUAGCCGUAAACAGAAGAUCAACCUCACGUUCAAAACGUUCGAGACGUGCUAUAUCGAUCUUGUUAUUAUUCAUUACAACUGGCAAGUGAUUUAAGGUCGAUUCAUCGUAUUUCUACAGCAUUUUGGAGUUAUGUUUGAAAUGAAAUAUCCUGGAUGACUGUAUCCUAGAUUGCACAAGUAGCUUGCACAAGUUUGGACGUCACUCUUGGUGAUUGUUUAUUAAAAGACAAGGAAGUCCAAAUCUUUUUUUCAAGAAAGAAAGUCAAAACGGAAGAUCGACGUCAUCUGCGAGACGUUCGAAAAGUGCUACUUCUGUCAAAACACAAUUUCAAUAAAAGCAUGUCUAGCACAAGACGUGGUCAGAAAGGCCUCUAACAGAACAGUGACAACAGCUAUAGGACUAAUUUUAUCAAAAUGCCGACAAAUUUGAAAAGACUCACAAGUUCGUCUUCGCCACCAAGUCCGACCGAGAGUUCUAAAAGACUGGAAGCGAACAAGAAAGAGAGAAUGCGAGUGCAGAAAAUGAAUAACGCGUUUCAAGAUUUGAGACGGGUGUUGCCCAAAUGUGAGUCCCAAACUAAGAUAGACCUGCUCUCGUCUGCAAAGAAACAUAUCGAAUAUCUGACAGCUCAGUUACAGACGCACUUAACUGGCUCAGAAAACCAAGUGGAACUAAGCCCCGUUCUGAAUAACUAUCAAGCGAGUUCAAGCUUUUACAAAGGACAAGAUUUUUCGGAUUUGUAUGCUGUGGGUAUUGGCGUCGACAUAAGCCCGUACAUAGAAACAAGAGACCGUUUUAUGUUACAAACUAUAGGAAAGCAGGACCCAAUAGACCCUAUAGCUCUUUCUAGGAGACGUGGACGAUGUUUUGCAGAAAGAUGUGGCCCUGAACCUUCGUCAGUUCCGAACAUCUCAAGUUUACAGACAUUACAUCCUAUUGUUAACAACAUAACAGAGCUCGAUCCUAUUGUUAACAACAUAACAGAACUCGAUUCUAUUAUUAACAGCAUAACAGAACUCGAUCCUAUUGUUAACAACAUUACAGAAAUCGGUCCUAUUGUUAACAGCAUAACAGAACUCGAUCCUGGAGGAAGCGUCUCCACGAGCCUUUUAUCACAUCGGUCAGCAGACAUCUACGGAAAUGGAUUUGAUAACGUCAGUCUGUUAUCUGUUUGUCUCGGAGACUUUCGACAGGAUACCCCUGGGGGUGUGCUGGAAGAUCUCGACAACUUGAUCGACGAACUUGGCACUGAUUAUAUAAACCAAGAAUCGUCACAUAGCAUAGGCGACCCAGUGGAGUCAUACACUUUUGUGAACCAGUUUAUGAACUCUGACCGGUUGCCAAACAUUAUGUAAAUGUAGCUUGUUGUAUUCAAUGUUUUGCCAUCCAGUAUCGAUGCCAUCGAAAGCCAAUAUUUUCAACAAAUUCUCAGGCAGCCAUAUUGUAGGUCAAAAUACAGUCGUCGGAUCCUAAUCGAAAACUAACGGUAACCGUAUUAAACGUAUAUACUUCUCAAGCUUUAUAAUCGCUUUACGAUGACCAGCCUUGUUUAAAACUAACUUUUCAAAACAAUAGGGGACUUGCGCUAAGAGAUCGCAUGACUGUUUGGGGGGCAAACUAGCGUGCGCUCAGGCUUUUGGCGGCAAAAUAACAGCAACGCAAAAAACACACUUCAAUGUGAAUUGAAUUUUUUUUCGAAAGGGUUUAGUUUCAUUGAAAGAUUGUAUUUUUUCGUCGUUCUCUGGUGUGACGGGCGCAGUCAUUUCUUUGUUUAUUUUGGUUUGAAUUUGCCACCCAGAAAGGUCAAGUGAUCUCUUAGCGCAAAUCCGUUGAACUAACGCUGGCCGUUACCUGUUUUCUUCGCGCCUCAAAAUGAAGCUAAUUAGGGUUCUACAGAUUUACAACAAUACUGCAUGGGAAAAAUACUGCUAUAGGAAAAAGAGAAGGGACUGCAUUAGGCUUUUUGUUUAAUCAGUUAAUUCAUAAUAUACUUAAGUGAUAAGAAGAAAAUUUAGACGAAGCACCGUGAAAUCAACCAUGCCUAUUUUGAGAGUGCUAAGGACCCAGUGCUAAGGAUCAGGGACGGCGAACUUUGUUUGCUUUUGGUUCACAGGGGGUCCCAAGGUUGUUCCAGGGAUUUGGUAUUCUAGACCAUGAGUAUUCCAGGGAUUGGCUAAAAUCUUUCCAGGGAAUUUUUUGGUCCCGCCAAGGUUAUUCCAUGGACUUGCUAAGGGUAUUCAAGGGCCAGGUUAUUCUACGGAUUGCCAAGGGGUUUCCAAGAAUUUGCCAAGGGUUUUCCAAAAAUUUGCCAAGGGUUUUCCAGGGAUUUGCCAAGGGUUUUCCGGGAAUCUGCCAACGGUAUAUUGGGAAUUUCCAGGGUUUUCGUUUGGUUUGCAGUGUAAUCAUAGCUUGCAGUGGGUUUAUUCUCUACACAGGCAAUCAAAUGCACGUAAACCAGAUAAUAUCGCAUAGAUACCUGCACUAAAGAAAUGAAACAUAUUUACAUUUUUAAUUCCCUGCCCAAGCCGCUGGGUUGCUUUGAAUUAGACCCCACAAGAAACUGCUAUAGAGCUUUUAACUAGCAUUCUGUUUUUGUUAUGUGUUUUUUUUAGCCUGUACUUCAUAUAUUUCGUCCAGGAUUCCGGCAAGGAUUCCAGACGGUUUUUUGCGUUCCUUGUUGUUGAAUUGAAUAUUGCUGUUUUGGCGCUACUCGUAGUUGCGGCCGAAUUACGGGUCUAGCGAAUUGAGUAUUGCGGUUUUAGCGCUACUCGUAGUUGCGGCGGAAUUAUAAGUACGCUCCGUGGCCAGCUUAUAUAACACAAAGUCUGCUUCUACGAACAGCCCAACAAGACAAACAGUCGAGAAAACUACGCACACAAGGUUUCCCAGAUGCUAAAAAAACAACAGCCAUUGAUAAUUGAUGAUAUCAUGCACUAGAACACAGAUGCACAUAGAAUAUUUAAGUUGUCACCUUGUGAGGUAGCGACAGGUAUCUUUUCAGGUGGAGUGUCUUGGUAUCUCGGCGCUGUCAUCUUGUCCUUGGCUGGGAGGUUCACCCAAAGUUGGAAUCCCUCAUAUUUCCCACCUUUCUUAGUAAACUCGUCAGUAGGCAUUUCACUAUGGAUCACGCCUGACCCAGCUGUCAUCCACUGCACCCACCCUUCCUUCAGCACGCCGUAAUUCCCAUGACUGUCUUGAUGCAUGUUUUGGCCUGGAAUAAAAAGAAAAAAGAACAGUUGGCACCACCA
This is a messenger RNA of Nematostella vectensis (starlet sea anemone), 4379 nucleotides long. RefSeq lists its product as uncharacterized. Lineage: Eukaryota; Metazoa; Cnidaria; Anthozoa; Actiniaria; Edwardsiidae. Gene Ontology annotation, biological process: developmental process; regulation of transcription by RNA polymerase II. The transcript has 2 exons. Gene Ontology annotation, molecular function: RNA polymerase II transcription regulatory region sequence-specific DNA binding; protein dimerization activity; DNA-binding transcription factor activity, RNA polymerase II-specific. The coding region runs from base 1545 to 2486 and encodes 313 amino acids. The record is from RefSeq and is a predicted model, not a curated record.